AGGCAAAUUUCACAGAGAGGUUUUUCACCAUCUGCUGGAUUUCCACUCACUCUCUCCAAGCAAGUUUGUGUCGUGGAUUUGGUCCAUGAUGGAGAUGCCUGGGGGUUUGCUCUUGCUCCUAAUUUUGCAGGUUUUUACAGAGAACCCUUCAGCUGCUUCACCAGUGAGGCUGGUCAACUCUGACAGCCGCUGCUCUGGCAGAGUGGAGAUCUACCAUGCUGGACAAUGGGGGACAGUGUGUGACGAUUCCUGGGACCUGAACGAUGCCAUUGUUGUGUGCAGACAGCUGGGCUGUGGCAGCGCUCGUUCAGCACUGCAAAAAGCUGCUUUUGGACCGGGCAGUGGACCCAUCUUGUUGGACAAUGUCGAUUGCUCUGGCAGCGAAUCAAAGCUGACCGAGUGCCGACACCGAGGGAUUGGAUUUCACGACUGUGGUCACAGUGAGGAUGCUGGUGUCAUCUGUGAAGCUGCUUCACCAGUGAGGCUGGUCAACUCUGACAACCGCUGCUCUGGCAGAGUGGAGAUCUACCAUGCUGGACAGUGGGGGACAGUGUGUGACGAUUCCUGGGACCUGAACGAUGCCAAUGUGGUGUGCAGACAGCUGAGCUGUGGCAGGGCUCGUUCAGCACUGCCAAAUGCUGCUUUUGGACCGGGCAGUGGAGCCAUCUGGUUGGACGACGUCAUUUGUUCAGGAAGGGAACCAUCGAUAACAGACUGCAGACAUCCAGGGUUCGGGGUCCACAACUGUGGACAUAGUGAAGAUGCCAGCAUCAUCUGUGACAUUCAACCAGGACCAAACUCCACAGUUUCACCAACCACAGCUGAUCCAGGAUCUCAGACCUUCACCUCUGCUGCACUCACAUCUGGCACCCCUGGAACAACAGCAGUGGACAACACCACAGGAGACGAGGGACAGGUCCGCCUGGCUAAUGGAGGAAACAGCUCCUGCUCUGGCAGAGUAGAGAUAUUCCUCCGUGGACAGUGGGGGACGGUGUGUGAUGACCACUGGGACCUGGUUGAUGCUCAGGUGGUGUGCAGACAACUGGGUUGUGGCAGGGUCCUGUCAGCACCACAAAGUGCACGGUUUGGACAGGGCAGUGGACCCAUCUUGUUGGACAAUGUCGAUUGCUCUGGCAGCGAAUCAAAGCUAACCGAGUGCCGGCACCGAGGGAUUGGAACUCACGGCUGUGGUCACAAUGAGGAUGCUGGUGUCGUCUGUGAAGCUGCUUCACCAGUGAGGCUGGUCAACUCUGACAACCGCUGCUCUGGCAGAGUGGAGAUCUACCAUGCAGGACAGUGGGGGACAGUGUGUGACGAUUCCUGGGACCUGAUCGAUGCCAAUGUGGUGUGCAGACAGCUGAGCUGUGGCAGGGCUCGUUCAGCACUGCCAAAUGCUGCUUUUGGACCGGGCAGUGGACCCAUCUGGUUGGACGACGUCAUUUGUUCAGGAAGGGAACCAUCGAUAACAGACUGCAGACAUCCAGGGUUCGGGGUCCACAACUGUGGACAUAGUGAAGAUGCCAGCAUCAUCUGUGACAUUCCACCAAGUCCAAACUCCACAAUUUCACCAACCACUCCUGAUCCAGGAUCUCAGACCUUCACCUCUGCUUCACUCACAUCUGGCACCCCUGGAAAAACAGCAGUGGACAACAGCACAGGAGACGAGGGACAGGUCCGCCUGGCUAAUGGAGGAAACAGCUCCUGCUCUGGCAGAGUAGAGAUCUUCCUCCGUGGACAGUGGGGGACGGUGUGUGAUGACCACUGGGACCUGGUUGAUGCUCAGGUGGUGUGCAGACAGCUGGGCUGUGGCAGGGUUCUGUCAGCACCACAAAGUGCACGGUUUGGACAGGGCAGUGGACCCAUCUGGUUGGAUGAUGUUGCUUGCUCCGGCAACGAAUCAAAGCUGACCGAGUGCCGGCACAGAGGGAUUGGAACUCAUGGCUGUGGUCACAGUGAGGAUGCUGGUGUCGUCUGUGAAGCUGCUUCACCAGUGAGGCUGGUCAACUCUGACAACCGCUGCUCUGGCAGAGUGGAGAUCUACCAUGCUGGACAGUGGGGGACAGUGUGUGACGAUUCCUGGGACCUGAACGAUGCCAAUGUGGUGUGCAGACAGCUGAGCUGUGGCAGGGCUCGUUCAGCACUGCCAAAUGCUGCUUUUGGACCGGGCAGUGGAGCCAUAUUGUUGGACGACGUCAUUUGUUCAGGAAGGGAACCAUCGAUAACAGACUGCAGACAUCCAGGGUUCGGGGUCCACAACUGUGGACAUAGUGAAGAUGCCAGCAUCAUCUGUGACAUUCAACCAGGACCAAACUCCACAGUUUCACCAACCACAGCUGAUCCAGGAUCUCAGACCUUCACCUCUGCUGCACUCACAUCUGGCACCCCUGGAACAACAGCAGUGCACCACACCACAGGAGACGAGGGACGGGUCCGCCUGGCUAAUGGAGGAAACAGCUCCUGCUCUGGCAGAGUAGAGAUCUUCCUCCGUGGACAGUGGGGGACGGUGUGUGAUGACCACUGGGACUUGGUUGAUGCUCAGGUGGUGUGCAGACAACUGGGUUGUGGCAGGGUCCUGUCAGCACCACAAAGUGCACGGUUUGGACAGGGCAGUGGACCCAUCUUGUUGGACAAUGUCGAUUGCUCUGGCAGCGAAUCAAAGCUGACCGAGUGCCGGCACCGAGGGAUUGGAACUCACGGCUGUGGUCACAUCGAGGAUGCUGGUGUUGUCUGUGAAGUUGACCCAGGUCCAAACUCCACAUUUUCACCAACAACACCUGAUCCAGGAUCUCAGACCUUCCCCUCUGCUUCACUCACAUCUGGCACCCCUGGAACAACAGCAGCAGUGCACCAUGCCACAGAUUUACCUGCCACACAUUCUUCCCCCUAUGCAACGCUCACAUCUGGCACCUCUGGAACAACAGCAGUGGACAACAGCACAGGAGUCGAGGGACAGGUCCGCCUGGCCAAUGGAGGAAACAGCUCCUGCUCUGGCAGAGUAGAGAUCUUCCUCCGUGGACAGUGGGGGACGGUGUGUGAUGAAAACUGGGACCUGGUUGAUGCUCAGGUGGUGUGCAGACAGCUGGGUUGUGGCAGGGUCCUGUCAGCACCACAACGUGCACGGUUUGGACAGGGCAGUGGACCCAUCUGGUUGGACAAUGUCGAUUGCUCUGGCAGCGAAUCAAGCCUGACCGAUUGCCUGCACCCAGGAAUUGGAUCUCACAACUGUGGUCACUGGGAGGAUGCUGGUGUCGUCUGUGAGGUCCAACGCCCUCCACUCCAGCCUCCUCAGUUCAUCUGUGGACGUGAUAAAAUCCAAAUAGGGCUAAAUAUGGCUGCCAUAACUUCCAAGGAUUUGAACCCACUCUCUGGAAACCUGGUAGUUCGCAACUGCUCCUGGGUCAGAAUGCAUAAUGAUGUAGUUUGGUACGAGGUGGACGCUCAGGCAGGUGCCUGUGGAAACACACUGAUGACCAACCGUACACAUGCCAUCUACUCCAACGUUUUAUUUCUCUACCGAGGAAAUGUGUCCUUCUCACGACCUGUGAGUCUUCCCUUCUCCUGUGCGUAUCCCCUCGACACAGACACCAGCAUGAAUGUGGCAGUCAGACCAGUGCUGCCGUUUCCAGUUGGCCUCUCAGGCGUAGGGAGCAAAGCUCGAGCCUCCAUAUCUCUGUUCCACACCUCCAGCUUCACUCAGCCUUAUCCAUCUGGCUUGAUCACGCUCCCUGUGGGCUCACCUCUGCAUGUGGGCGUCUCUGUUUUAGUCAGAGACCCAAGCUUUGCAGUUGUCCUGGAGAACUGCUACGCCUCUGACUCAUCAAACCCCAAUGAUACUGCACGAUACUUUUUCAUCCAGAACAAGUGCCCCACUGACCGACAGCAAGUGGAAGUGAUCGAGAGCGGCACAUCCCGACAGGCUUGUUUCUCCGCCGUGUUGUUCCUGAUCCACGGUGAAAACAGUGACAUGUACCUCCACUGCAGCCUCAGCCUGUGUGACCAGAGGAGCUCCCGCUGUGCCCCAUCUUGCAGAAGAAGGACAUCUCGCUCUGUUUCCAGCUCUGCUCCUCUGAAGCCCCUCACCAUUGGACCAAUCACUUGGUACAAGUCACCUGAGUGAGCUGGUAACAUAUAAUAAUAAUACAAACACGUCAUUCAUAAAUCGAUGAAAAAAAAACAUGUUACAUUGCAUAAUUGAAUCGUAUUAGCUGUGUAAUGAGCUGUGAAAUGAUUGAAGAAAAUAAAAAUCAAGGUCAGAGUGA
Messenger RNA from Platichthys flesus (European flounder), 4259 nucleotides. RefSeq names its product deleted in malignant brain tumors 1 protein-like. Gene Ontology annotation, cellular component: membrane. NCBI's taxonomy places the organism in Eukaryota, Metazoa, Chordata, Actinopteri, Pleuronectiformes, Pleuronectidae. The transcript has 16 exons. The coding region runs from base 86 to 4117 and encodes 1343 amino acids. The record is from RefSeq and is a predicted model, not a curated record.